Messenger RNA from Myotis davidii, 906 nucleotides. Its product is annotated as glutathione S-transferase theta-4. Gene Ontology annotation, molecular function: glutathione transferase activity. Gene Ontology annotation, cellular component: cytoplasm. The record is from RefSeq and is a predicted model, not a curated record. Bases 1 to 726 code for a protein of 241 amino acids. NCBI's taxonomy places the organism in Eukaryota, Metazoa, Chordata, Mammalia, Chiroptera, Vespertilionidae. The transcript has 5 exons. Gene Ontology annotation, biological process: glutathione metabolic process.
AUGGGCCUGGAGCUCUACCUGGACCUGCUGUCGGCGUCCUGCCGCGCCGUCUACAUCUUCGCCAAGAAGAACAGCAUCCCCUUCGACUUCCAGUUUGUGGACCUGCUGAAAGGUUACCACCACAGCAAGGAGUACAGUGAGGUCAACCCCCUGAAGAAGCUGCCCAGCCUCAAGGAUGGGAAAUUCAUCUUAUCCGAAAGCGUGGCCGUCCUCCUCUACCUGUGCCGCAAGUACAGCGCCCCCUCGUACUGGUACCCGCCGGACCUGCACACGCGCGCCCGCGUGGACGAGUUCAUGGCCUGGCAGCACACAGCCAUCCAGCUGCCCAUGAGCAAGAUCCUCUGGAUCAAGCUCCUGAUCCCCAUGAUCACAGGCGAGGAGGUUCCAGCGGAGAAGACGGAGGAGGUGCUGGCUGAGGUGCAGCAAAACCUGAAGCUGUUCGAGGAGCGGUUCCUUCAGGACCGGAUGUUCAUCACCGGGGACAACAUGUCCCUGGCCGACCUGGUGGCCUUGGUGGAGAUGAUGCAGCCCAUAGGGGGCAACCACAACGUCUUCCAGGCCAGCACCAAGCUGGCCCAGUGGCGCAUGCGGGUGGAGCUGAGCAUCGGCCCCACCCUCUUCUGGGAGGCCCACAACCGGCUGGUGAAGCUGGGCGAGUGGGACUGCUCCACGCUGGACCCGUCGGUCAAGGAGAGGAUCGUCGACUUGCUGCGGAAGUUCAAGUAGAGCAGCCCUCGUGCAGCGCCCGGCUGCUCAGCCCUCUGAGCCUCCUCUCUGGGGACACACACCGAAAACCACUGUUUCUUUGUCCAAUAAAGAACCGGAACCACCGCCACGGCUGCCGAGCCUGCGCCCUCGGGGUGGGCACAGGUCUGCUGUGGGAGUGGGUGGGAGUGGGUCCUCCCA